Molecule: messenger RNA, 1293 nt
Organism: Galeopterus variegatus (Sunda flying lemur)
Lineage: Eukaryota; Metazoa; Chordata; Mammalia; Dermoptera; Cynocephalidae
Product: probable phospholipid-transporting ATPase VD
Exons: 7
Biological process (GO): phospholipid translocation
Cellular component (GO): plasma membrane
Molecular function (GO): ATPase-coupled intramembrane lipid carrier activity; nucleotide binding
Source: RefSeq, a predicted model, not a curated record
UGGGAGCUAAGUGAUUUUUUUUCCCAAAGGUAAAUAAAUGGCUGGCGUGGAAGCGUAACGCGCCCCCAACUCUUCGGAUUUAUGCCUGGUUCAUUCUUGCACACUGGGACUCGUGAUCGUCAUGCUGUGAUGUGUGCCGAGGAAGCAGUCGAUCACCUCCACCACCUGGAUCUCCCCGCAUUUUGGACAUGACUGAGACUCUUCAAUGGGCCAGAUACCACUGGCGGCAGCUGGUCAGUGGUACAACUAGGGACGAUGAUGAGAGACCAUACAACUACUCCUCACUGCUUGCUUGUGGGUGCAAGUCCUCUCAGACCCCCAAACUGGCAGGAAAGCACCGGGUGGUUGUUCCCCACCUCUGGCCCUUCAAAGACGAGUAUGAAAAGUUCUCAGGAGCCUAUGUGAAUAACAGAAUACGAACAACAAAGUACACUCUUCUGAAUUUUGUGCCAAGAAAUUUGUUUGAACAAUUUCACAGAGCUGCCAAUUUAUAUUUCCUGUUCCUAGUUGUCCUGAAUUGGGUACCUUUGGUAGAAGCCUUCCAAAAAGAAAUUACCAUGCUGCCUCUGGUGGUGGUCCUUACAAUUAUCGCAAUUAAAGAUGGUUUGGAAGAUUACCGAAAAUACAAAAUUGACAAACAGAUCAACAAUUUAGUAACUAAAGUUUACAGUAGAGAACAUUCCAACAAAGAACGUGUGGGUCUCAGUAAAGAAAAUUUAUUGCUUAGAGGAUGCACCAUUAGAAACACAGAGGCUGUUGUGGGCAUUGUGGUUUAUGCAGGCCAUGAAACCAAAGCAAUGCUGAACAACAGUGGACCACGGUAUAAACGCAGUAAAUUAGAAAGAAGAGCAAACACAGAUGUCCUCUGGUGUGUACUGCUUCUGAUUAUAAUGUGUUUAACUGGUGCAUUAGGUCAUGGAAUCUGGUUGAGCAGAUACGAAAACAUACACUUUUUUAAUAUCCCCGAGCCUGAUGGACGUACUAUAUCACCAGUGUUAGCAGGAUUUUAUAUGUUUUGGACCAUGAUCAUUUUGUUACAGGUCCUGAUUCCCAUUUCUCUCUAUGUUUCCAUUGAAAUUGUGAAGCUUGGGCAAAUAUAUUUCAUUCAAAGUGAUGUGGAUUUCUACAGUGAGAAAAUGGAUUCUACUGUUCAGUGCCGAGCCCUGAAUAUCACCGAGGAUCUUGGACAGAUUCAGUACCUAUUUUCCGAUAAGACAGGAACUCUCACUGAGAAUAAGAUGGUUUUUCGAAGAUGUAGUGUGGCAGGAUUUGAUUAUUGCCAUGAAGAAAAUG